ACGUCCACCGAGAAGCGACAGCGACUUUGUCAUCUUCAAUUCAUUUCACAGAGGCAAUUUCGCAAGAAAUCUAAAUAGGUAAACAAAGCAAACCAAAGCUUCACUUCAAUUCCAUCUCUACAAGUAUAAAUUCGAUCAACUACUAAUCGUCCACAAAUUUGCGAACACUUUAUAUUUUUACAUGGUAUAAACACAUCAGAUGAAUACAUCGCAGUACAUGGAUAAACAGAUCAUGGAUCUAUCCAAUUCACAGAACAACAAUAAUGACUUCAUCGAUCUCAUUAAUCCUCAAGUGGACCAUCACAUUAGCGGCGAUCCAAAGAAAGAAGAUAUUGUUGCCAGUUACGAAUUUCAUCCAAUUCGCCCAAUUGGAUCGUCAUCGCCUAAGUCUAAUGUUGAUUCUAGUAAUGUUGGGGCUGCAGCUAGGGCUUGGAAUUCUGCUGAUUCUAAAAACAAUACUGAGAGUAGCAUCAGAAAUUAUGGUUCUCUUGACUCGACUGAAGCUGCCAAAGUUAUUGUGGAGAAAGAUUUGAGCAGUGUUCAUUCAUCUUUGUUAUCGGAAAUUGAUCACACAGUUAAGAAGUAUGCCGAUAAUCUUCUGCAUGCAAUGGAGGGAAUAAGUGCCCGGCUAUCACAAUUAGAAACUAGAAGUCGCCAGAUUGAUAACUCUGUUGAUGAACUUAAGUUGUCUGUUGGUAACAACCAUGGAGUCACUGAUGGAAAACUGAGACAGUUGGAAAAUAUACUCAGACAGGUGCAAGAUGGUGUUCAGGUGAUAAGAGAUAAACAGGAAAUAAUGGAUGCUCAGCUGCAGCUCAUGAAAUCGCAAGCUCCAAAGGUUGAGCAGGAAGCAGAAACCCACAAUACUACACAUAAGGAUUCACCCCAACCUACAGCAUCUGCUCCUCUUCAAUCCCACCAGCAAUUUCCUCCUGUUGCUCUUACACAACCACCUUCUACCGUACCUCCUCCAAAUGCUCCUCCGCCCCCUCCUCAACAGAAUCCGCCAUACCAAGUUCAACUUCAGAACCAGUUUCCUCAGAAUCCAAUUCCCUCCCAUCCUCAGUCAGAAGCUUAUUAUCCCCCAGCUGGUCAAGCACCGGAAAACUUAAGUCAGCAGUACCAACUGCCUGCACCACAGCAGCAUCAGACUCCUCCACCACCUCCACAUCAACAAUAUCAGUCUGCCCCUCCACCAAUGUACUCUCAGCCACCUCCACCUGCUCAACCACAACCCCCUCAUUCCUCUGUUAAUCCCACGCAACCUCAACCUCUAGUAGGCCAUCAUCGUGAAGAGACACCUUUUGUACCAUCCCAGAAUUAUCCACCACCAAGCAUCCGCCAACCUCCUCAUCCAUCAAGUGGAGCCCCUCCAUCCCAGCAGUUAUAUGCAGCUCCCCCUAAUAUGUUUGAGCCCCCACCUACCAGACCUGGUCCUGGAUAUUCUGGUGUAUAUCCACCAUCCUCUGUGCAUGGUGAACCUUAUCCUUAUAGCAGUUCCCCAGGUCAGUAUGGCAGUGGCUCCUCAAUGAAACCACCACAAGUUAACUUACCUGCAAUGGGCCAGAGUGGUGGAAGUGGCUAUCAGCAGCUCCCCACUGCAAGGAUAUUACCUCAAGCACUACCUACUGCUUCUGCUGUUAGUAGUGGGUCUAGUUCUCCCGGUACUGGUAAUAGGGUUCCUAUUGAUGAUGUUGUUGACAAAGUGACGAACAUGGGAUUUUCAAGAGACCAAGUAAGGGCAACAGUGCGGAGGUUGACUGAGAGUGGACAGGCAGUGGAUCUGAAUACGGUGUUGGACAAGUUGAUGAAUGAUGGAGACGUUCAGCCACCACGGGGCUGGUUUGGUCGGUAGCAUGUAUCCUCUUGUUCAAGUUCCUGUAUAGAAAUCUGAGUUCAAUGUUUAAAUUUGCAAAAAUUACUUUGCUUGGAUUUUAAGCGGCAUUCUUUACUGGUUUAGCCUUCUGCUUCUGACUGCUGAAACUUCGUUCUUGUGCUCGCCAGACAGAGAUUUGUUAAUGUGACAUUUCCUUUUCCGUUUCUUUUGCUUUUUCCUUUCUUUUUUCUUGUACAGGACCACAAAUUACUUUCAUUUCCUUGCGCUCAACUGUUUUCA
Messenger RNA from Nicotiana attenuata, 2116 nucleotides. RefSeq names its product transcriptional regulator DEF1-like. NCBI's taxonomy places the organism in Eukaryota, Viridiplantae, Streptophyta, Magnoliopsida, Solanales, Solanaceae. The transcript has 3 exons. The record is from RefSeq and is a predicted model, not a curated record. Bases 200 to 1855 code for a protein of 551 amino acids.